AAAAGCAAAACAAUGGACAUUCUAUUCCUAAAGCCCAUCGAGACGAAAAAAUACAAUGCUUUUCAACCACUAGAGGGAAAACAUCUAUUGCUGAGAAAGAUAAUAACGGCUCCACGUGGGAACCAGAGUGAUGGCGCGGCGGAGUUUGUCCUGGCGGGCUUCCCGAAUCUCAACAGCACAGGAGCAGAAGUGUUCUCCCUGUUCCUUUUCAUUUACCUGUUGACUCUCACGGGCAACAUGUUGAUUGUGGGGGUGGUGGGCUCGGAUCAUCGCCUGCAGACGCCCAUGUACUUCUUCCUGGCUAACUUGUCCUGCCUAGAGAUUCUGAUCACUUCUGUCAUCAUUCCGAAGAUGCUGAGCAAUUUCCUCUCGAGACGGCACACCAUUUCCUUUGCUGCCUGUAUUACUCAAUUUUACUUUUACUUCUUUCUGGGGGCCUCUGAGUUCCUACUGUUGGCCGUCAUGUCUGUGGAUCGCUACCUGGCCAUCUGCCGUCCUCUGCAUUACCCCUUGCUCAUGAAUGGAGCCGUGUGCUUCCGGGUGGCCUUGGCCUGCUGGAUGGGGGGACUCCUCCCUGUGCUUGGCCCCACAGUGGCUGUGGCCUUGCUUCCUUUCUGCAGACAGGGUGCUGUGGUUCAGCACUUCUUCUGUGACAGCGGACCCUUGCUUCACCUGGCAUGUACCAACACCACCAGACUGGAGGAGGCUGACUUUGUCCUGGCCUUUCUUGUCAUCGUGUCCUCGCUCUCCGUUACUGCUGCGUCCUAUGGCCACAUAGUCCUGGCCGUCCUGCGCAUUCCCUCUGCUUCGGGUCGGCAGAAGGCUUUCUCCACCUGUACUUCCCACUUGAUGGUGGUAACCCUCUUCUAUGGGAGUGCCAUUUUCCUCUACGUAAGGCCAUCCCAGAGCGGCUCUGUGGAUACGAACUGGUCUGUAACCGUGGUCACAACAUUUGUGACCCCUCUGCUGAAUCCAUUUAUCUAUGCCUUACGCAACAAUCAAGUCAAGGAAGCUUUGAAAGAGAUGUUCGGAAAGGUAGUCACAAAGCUUUUGCAACAGUCUUUCCUUGGGGAUAGUUUGAGAAAGAAGACAGUCAGGUGAAAGUGAAGGGACUCAGUCUCAGGUCCACACGUCUCCAUUGCCAGCUCUUUCUUCAUCCUGAGAGGAGCCACAGUGAGCUUCAAGGAGAGCAAGCCUACAUUUCUCUUUCAAGCAAAAAUGAAUCGACUACAUUAUAUCUCGUAAUAACAACUCAUGCUAUUUUCA
Molecule: messenger RNA, 1266 nt
Organism: Grammomys surdaster
Lineage: Eukaryota; Metazoa; Chordata; Mammalia; Rodentia; Muridae
Product: olfactory receptor 6S1
Exons: 2
Coding region: 13-1101 (362 amino acids)
Biological process (GO): G protein-coupled receptor signaling pathway
Cellular component (GO): membrane
Molecular function (GO): G protein-coupled receptor activity; olfactory receptor activity
Source: RefSeq, a predicted model, not a curated record